Messenger RNA from Peromyscus maniculatus bairdii (prairie deer mouse), 1353 nucleotides. The record is from RefSeq and is a predicted model, not a curated record. Lineage: Eukaryota; Metazoa; Chordata; Mammalia; Rodentia; Cricetidae.
GGCUGUUCUCUUCCUCCGCGGAAGGCAUUGGCGAUCCAGUAGUGUGGCUGCUGUCCGGCGGCUGCUUCGAACGCGCGGUGCUUGUGCCGGGGACUCGCUGAAAGCUCCGCGGCGGCGCGCCCGCAGGUGUCGCGAGCCGAGCCCUGCCCGGCCACUCCAUGCCGGCCUGGAGGCUGCUGGGGCCGGCCGGCGCCCAGGUGCUGGGCUGUGGCGCCAGAGGCCUAGGUGCUGCCCCGGGCUUAGGGAGUAGAACAAACAUCUGGUUCUUCGUUAGAAAUCUCCAAAGCAAGAGCAGUACUUGGUGGGAUGAGCAUCUUUCUGAAGAAAAUGCCUCGUUUGUUAAGCAAUUGGUCUUUGAUGAAAAUAAAGCCCAAUUAGCAAGUAAACUGAAUCGUUCUUCCAGAGUUGGCCUUAUCGCCCUCAAGCUCGGCAUGAUGCCUUUAUGGACCAAAGAUGGUCAAAAGCAUGCAGUCACAUUACUUCAGGUACAAGACUGUCAUGUGGUAAAAUAUACUCCCAAGGAAAACUAUGAUGGAAAAACAGCAGCCCUAACUGUGGGUGGGAAAACUGUGUCACGCUUCUAUAAACCUGAUUCUAUAUUGGAAUUUUACCGAGAACUUGGAUUGCCACCAAAACAGACAAUUAAAAUCUUUCGUGUAACAGAUAAUGCUGUAAUUAAGCCAGGAACCCCUCUUUAUGCUGCUCACUUUCGUCCUGGACAGUAUGUGGAUGUCACAGCCAAAACUAUUGGUAAAGGUUUUCAGGGUGUCAUGAAAAGAUGGGGAUUUAAAGGCCAACCUGCUUCUCACGGUCAAACGAAGACCCACAGGAGACCUGGAGCUAUUUCAACUGGAGUGAGUAUAAAUAGUGAUGCCCAUAUCAAAGACUCUACACUGCCUGCAUAUAAGGAUCAUUGUAAGAGCCUGCCGUUCCCUACUUACUUUCCUGAUGGGGAUGAAGAAGAACUUCCAGAAGACUUGUAUGAUGAGAACGUGCUGCAGCCCAGCGCACCGUCUAUUACAUUUGCCUGAUGUCACUGGCGGGGCAGAACUUUCUGUGCUCUGUGCACUUUGAUGAACCAGAACAGUAAUAGAACCAGGAAUCGAAUCCCUGUGCUUAGUUACGAUGCUGUGCUCUUGCUUUUAUGAAAGGACACAAAUGCAUCACUUACCCCUCACUUAAAUCUGAUUAGCAAAAUUACUGCAUUAAAUAAACCAAUCACAUAGAUUGGAUUUUAAAAUUGACAGUUUACAAAGAACGAAUGUUUUGCCAUUUGUAGGCAUCAUUCUUUACACACAUUUCCCUUUAUCUUAAGGGUUUUUUAAAAAUAUAUAAACAACUUUUAUUUAAAAA